AUGGCCUCCGUUCAACCCACCGUAGAUUGGCAGUCGACAAAGAACAGCGUGUUAGAAAGAAACCGUCACAUGUUCAACAAUUCCGACAUGAGUGAUAUCAGCUUUGCUUGCGAAGGUUCUGACAAGACAUUCCACGCACAUAAAUAUGUCUUGGGCACAAGUAGUGCCGUAUUUCAUGCCAUGUUUUACGGCGAGUUAGCCGAGAAAGAUUCGGUUGUUCAUUUGUCUGAUACAAACGAGGAAAGUUUGGAGCAGUUUUUGAGAUUCCUUUACACGGAAGAAUGUACAUUGACCGCAGACAAUGUUAUUGCGAUCAUAUAUCUAGCAAAGAAAUACAUCCUGCCUUUGCUCAAUGAGAAAUGCGUUAAUUUCCUACUGGAAAAUUUAAACUCUGAAAAUGUGCUGGACAUUUUGGACCAAGCUUCUCGUUUUGACGAGAAAGAAUUAGAAAAACAAUGUUGGAAAUUUAUACAAUCAAAUACAGGCAAAGUAGUAGCCUCUGAUAGUUUCAAUAGCAUCAGUCAAACGACUAUUGCUAAAUUGCUCAUGCGUGACAAACUGAAUUUACCAGAAUCGGAACUGUUUCAAGCUGUUUUGAAAUGGAUCGAUUUCCAAUGCUCGCGUAAGAAUUUGGAGUCAACAGGCGUUAACCGAAGGCUUAUCAUUGGCGAAGCGAUUUAUGGCUUUCGACCUUUUUCCAUGAGCCAGGCAGAAUUUGAUCAACACAUUUCAAAAUCCGGUUUGCUAACUGAAGAAGAGUUGGUUCCCAUUUUCGCGAAAUUUUGUGGAAUUGAUUCGCCUGCAUUGAAAUGGAAGCUACCUAAUAGAACAGUAGAAAAUAUCGCGAGGUUUUCCAGAUUUCCUGGAAUUAAGGAUAACGAUUUAUUGGUUGCGUCUGAUAGCGGUAAAAUAUAUCCGGAUCGCCUCCGUUUUACUGUGAACAAAGACGUAUUACUGCUUGGCGUUCGUUUGUUUGGAGAACAAAGUGGGAGUGAAAAUCUGGUCACUCUUGAAGCGAAUGAAGUUAAAGUAACUGGAACGUAUACCUCUGAACUCAGUCAAGACAACAUUCAUGGCUUCGAUGUCAUGCUAAAGGAACCCCUUCAACUGAAGCGAAACGAAGUUAUAACUCUUUCUGUGAGAACAGAAAAGACUCAGUUAUUCAGUGGUCAAAAUGGAUCCCACAAAGUUGUACUCAAAGGAGUUACUGUUACAUUUCGUAACGCUCCAUUCCCCAACAACGGAACUUGUGUUACUAGUGGACAAUUUCAUGAAAUAAUACUUUCUAUUUAA
Molecule: messenger RNA, 1293 nt
Organism: Paramuricea clavata
Lineage: Eukaryota; Metazoa; Cnidaria; Anthozoa; Malacalcyonacea; Plexauridae
Source: the annotation of a GenBank genome assembly